This is a messenger RNA of Equus quagga, 1432 nucleotides long. RefSeq names its product thioredoxin domain containing 12 (gene TXNDC12). The transcript is spliced from 7 exons. The coding region runs from base 135 to 653 and encodes 172 amino acids. The record is from RefSeq and is a predicted model, not a curated record. Gene Ontology annotation, cellular component: endoplasmic reticulum. NCBI's taxonomy places the organism in Eukaryota, Metazoa, Chordata, Mammalia, Perissodactyla, Equidae.
UAAAAAAAAAAAAAAAAAAUCUGGAAACGCAAGGGAUUGGGCUGAGCGAGCCGCACUUGGGGAACCGCACGGACCUUCUGCUGGGACCCCGGCCCUGCGUCUGCUUAGCCCGGUGGCCCCGUCCAUCUACUACCAUGGAGCUGCGGACUCGUCUCGGGGCCACCUGUUUGCUGGGCUUCGGUUUCCUGCUCCUCGUCACCUCUUCUGAUGGACAUAUUGGUCUUGGAAAGGGUUUUGGAGAUCACAUUCACUGGAGGACACUAGAAGAUGGGAAGAAAGAGGCAGCUGCCAGUGGAUUGCCCCUGAUGGUGAUUAUCCAUAAGUCCUGGUGUGGAGCUUGCAAAGCAUUAAAGCCCAAAUUUGCAGAAUCUACAGAAAUUUCAGAACUUUCUCAUAAUUUUGUUAUGGUAAAUCUUGAGGAUGAAGAGGAGCCCAAGGAUGAAGAUUUCAGCCCUGAUGGGGGUUAUAUUCCACGAAUCCUUUUCCUGGAUCCCAGUGGCAAGGUGCACCCUGAAAUCAUCAACGAAAAUGGAAACCCCAGCUACAAGUAUUUCUACAUCAGUGCUGAGCAAGUGGUCCAGGGAAUGAAGGAAGCUCAGGAAAGGCUGACAGGUGAUGCCUUCAGAGAGAAACAUCUUGAAGAUGAGUUGUAACAUGAAUGUAUCCCUUCUUUGGUCAAAGUCAGUGUUCUGGAAGGAAAACAGCAGGGGAGGGAAUAUUGAGGAAUCGCCCUGAACAGUUAAACCGACCAGGAGACCUUGUUCCUGCCUGCAUGGGAAGGAGCUCUCUCACUGUGGAAGAGUUUUGCUAACAGAGGCUGGCCUCCAUGUUCGUGGACCCAGCAGAGUGUGGCAGACUUCCUUCUCCUAGCACCUCUUACCUAAAUGUCUGUUUGUCAUUGAAUGUAAAAGAAUGACACCUUUUGACGCAAAAGUUGAGCCAUUUGGAGGUUUACUCCUCACACUUAAGUGUUUGAAUCUUUUUCCAUUUCCUCCCGCUUUACUCACCUUGGUGAAAGGAAACCAGUAGCAUCUUUUCUACAAUGUUAAAAUUGCAGAAAUAGCUUUAUCCUUUAAAACCACAAAUCCUAAAUGUAAAUCAGUAAUUCUACCCCCACCAAGGAGACUAGCCUGUUUCUUCUCUUUUUCUCCUGGGAAUAAUCUUGGGCUUCUUCCUGAAUCCCUGCGACUUCCCUUCUCUUCUCCUGCUCGGGCUUCCCUGUUUGCACGACGUGUGUGCAGGAGUGGCUGUGUGCUUGACUCAGCCCCAGCUGUUAGCAUGCUUUCCCCGUUACUGUUGGAGAAACUUAAACCUUCAAGCCCUAGGUGGAGCCAUUUUUGUCAAGUUGUCAACUGUAUUUUUGUACUGGGGUUAAAAAAUGAAAAAAAAUAUUAAUUGUUCCAUUAAACUUUAAUAAAACUUUAAAAGGAAA